Porites evermanni is the source of this 14334-nucleotide messenger RNA. The record is from the annotation of a GenBank genome assembly. Lineage: Eukaryota; Metazoa; Cnidaria; Anthozoa; Scleractinia; Poritidae.
AUGUCUACCGAGCAUCAACUUCGUGUACAAUUCUUCUCGAUUUUCUUCAUAGUUGCUCUCAUUUACCAAGACACUGAAGGUAUGAACGACAGCUAAAUUGAUGUUUUUAUGUUAUUGAAGAACUGUUUUAUACAAACAUGCUUGUAAAAUUUUGAUUUAGUGAUGAAGGAGUGUAAGUUACAAGAAGGCUUUGAUUUCACGGGGGAUGAAGCAUUGUUCACAAGUAGUUACUUCUUAAUUAACACAGUAUCUUUAUGGUUAAAAAAUGUCGAAUAGUCGCACAGUGGUACUUAAUAGUUCGUUCUUAUUUCCACCACAGGACUCAGCUUCAAAGCAGGAAAAUUCAAUGUGACCACAACUUUGAGUCUGUUUGCCUGUAAGAAUGUUUCUUUUGAGGAGCCUUUUAUCGGUGGACAAGAAAUUAAAAUCUUUAUUUCUAAAAGCCAUGCAACAAAAAGUUCUAGUCGUGGAAAUGGCGCAGCAAUUUGGGUGGAAUCUGUGAAUAACAAGGCAUUUACUGUCUGUGUUUUGGAGUACGGAGAUGGCUCAAGUGGCGCUUUGCAAGUGAACUGGAUGGCGCUGCAAUCUGUACCUGCUGGCGCUCAACUAGGCACAGCUUCUUUAAACUCCUGGACCACGGGGACAAAGUGUAAAAGGAUCGCUUUUGAAAAGGUUUGAUUUACUUAAAUUUUUUUUUGCUAAAAUUUGUUUUAAUGGCAUAAAAAGUGAGUUUGUGUGUAAGUUUGAAGUGUGCUAUAAUUAAAUAUGUUUAUAUAUGUAUUUUUCUUACAAAGAAAGUAACGCGCAUUUUUCCCAGAAGUCGCUUAGCCUUAUGGUAUUUAUGACGUCUUAUCUUGCUACCAUAGCAACCUUCCAUCACCAAAUGUUAGCGGAAUGUUGCUAAGGAAUAAAAUGAGCAGUUACUUGAAAGGAAAGGUUUAGGCUCAAAAUCCGUUUUGAAAAUAUUGGCCAAAACCUGUGCGCCUCAACCACUUCAGUAGUUAAAUUUUAAGUUUUAAAUCUUCAAUCUCUUUCUUGUUCUUAAUUUCUUUUGAUAGAAAAGAACAAAUUAAGAACAAGAAGGAGAUUAGAAUGAAGAAAAAGAAAUAGAGGGGAAAAGAUGGGGCUUUAAACGACCAGAAAGAGUAAACUGAAGCCGCUUAAGAAGAAAAUAAAUUAUAUAAAAAUUUAGAUCCAGAAAAUUAAACAACUUUAAAUUUGAGAAAAAAGUGGGUCAAGUAAAUAUAUUACCAACAUCGAAAUUCAUCGAUAAAGUAACAAACGGAUUACAAAAAAAAAAAAAAGAAAAACUGGGAACAAUAGUUUAUGUCAGGUAGAUUCAUUUACAAAGGAUGCAGGACGAAAAGAAGGAAGCAUAAAGUAACAAACUGAUUACAAAAAAAAAAAAAAGAAAAACUGGGAACAAUAGUUUAUGUCAGGUAGAUUCAUUUACAAAGGAUGCAGGACGAAAAGAAGGAAGCAAUAUAAUUUUUUAACAAAUAUAGAAGACACUGAAGCCAAUAAGGAUGAUUAAAUUUUACUUAGAAACUUUGAAAAUCAAGGAAAUGUCAAAAAAUCAAAAGCAGUAAAUACCAAAUAUUGUUUCAGAAGAACUAUAGAGGAUUAUAUUGCUGAUAAAGGUAAAAAGUCUGACACGGAAUACCUCGCUCAUUUUUUAUAGAAAACUCUUUUUAUUCAUUCAAUUAGAUCUCACAUUCUAUUUUCUUUUAAACUUUUUAUCGAUAUUAGAUAAUUUGAUUUUAUAAAUUAGCACUCUGAUCAAAUCGCUCUUGUCUUUAUUUAUAUUAUCUUCUUUUCUUGUUUUUGUAUUUGACCCUUUCUCUACUACAAACCAAAGAAAUAUAGUUACAAAAACAUUCAAAUUUCCGUAUGCAAAAUCCUAACAAAUAAAUUGUACUUUUGCAAGGGUCGAAUGACGAAGAGGAUCCAUAUAUUUCAGUGGUAACAUUAUAGGUUUUCGCCCACUACGUGCGAAGUGCAACCUCGCUCCCGGGACGAGGUUGAGUGAGGUGAUCACUGAUUUUCGUAAAUAGUUAAACUUAUAUGACGCUUCACUGUAUCAUCCCUGGAUCGGCAACACAGCUGCUCUCUAAAGCAGACAUACUAGCUUCAACACUCCCAUUUAUUACUUUUUUUAGCUGAAAAUACAUAAGUUAUGGCUGAUAUUAAAUUCUCUACUUUUUCGCUUCUUCAGGUUUUCUUGGCUCUUCCAAAUAUCAUCGUUACAGUUCGUCACCAGGUUCUUAAAAGACCUCAAGACGCUUUGGCCGUGUGGGUAGAAGACUUGCGCAAGGACAGCUUUAAACUUUGUGCCAGAGAAACUAAGAUUUUUGAUGGAAUUCAUAAAAACAUUAAAGUGGUGAGUAAUAUUGCAGUUACUUGAUUUCUUCAACUACUUCUUGUUUUGUUAUCAGUGGUGUCUUUAAACGCGAUAGAACAAAUUUUAUUUUCUGUGAUCUUCGCAAUUUUAGAAACAACAAGUUAGAUACAGAUUAAAAAGAGCUGCACCACAUUUAAUUUAACCAUAUGAAAUUUGGGGUUUUAUAUGUCACAAGUCGUGAUUACAUUCCACAUACCUAUAUUUCCUUGCACUGCUACUCCUUUUGUUAUGAAAGCCAAUGUCUUAAUUCCUAACCGAGUACUAAUUUUGUUUUAAGUAUCAUUUAAGAGCACACCGUGUCAGGACGCACGUGGCAUUCACAGCAUCAUUGGAUAACUUCAUAUCUUUACCUCUUUCCUGCAGGAUUGGAUGGCUUUUGUCAAAUUGAAGACUGACAACUUCUCCUUGACUAACAGUCUCGUGUUUACAAACAACAACUCACCAUCAAACAAAAAAGACAACAACGCUGUCUGUCAGGUAUAUCGUCAUGUUUAACGGUGUUUAACUUUGACCACUCUUGUUUUCCUCUUUCCUCUGCUUGUUUUUGUCAUUCAGGUUAUGGAUUAACUGAUAUCAGGGGCACCCACCUAUGUUUUUGUCCUAAAUACAUUGAAACCCUUUUUAGCCUCUACAGAGCACUUUUAGAUCUCUAGAAAUGCAUGCUAAGUGGCCCUACAAAAUUUGUAACUGUUCGUGCAUCCUAGGGGAACUUCAUGAGUCUUUUCGAAAUUGCAAGGGCUACAGUGUUAUUAUCCAGAAAAUUUUAGAUGCAAUUUAUGGUAUUGCGAAAGUGAAAAUUUAUCUGAUUCCUCUCUUCAUCAAAUUUUUUUAAUCUGAAAAUUUUAGGCUUCCUUUUCGUAGGGCAUUUAUUAGAUAAGCUUCGGAAAUUGUACAUGAAUAUAACGGUUAUUAGGAAAUUUUUAGCCGUCCUCAAGUUAUAAAAAAUCCUAGGCCAAAUCUGCGUCUCCGAACAGAUAUUUCACAGAAAGCAGUCGUUGUGUGCCCCUGUAAUAUCUUUGCAUGAAUAAUUGUAUCCUUUCAAAAGAAAGUCUCAUUUUCCACUUGUAUUUAGUUGGUAGGAGGACUGAAUCAGAAAAUGAAUGGUAACAUUUUAUAGUCUUUCUUGGAAAGGAGCUAUCUAUUUCAAAUGAUAUUUAAUAUCAUUUGUUUUGUCCUGUUUUCAGAAAGUCAACUUCCAGGAUGUCUUUUAUGCUCCUCCCGUUGUAUUGGUGUCUCCAAGACUUGGUUACAAUAACAACAAAUCACGUUUCUCAGGAUCCGAACCAUGCAAUGCAGUUACUGCCUGGGUUGAGGUUAGAAACAUAAAGUCUCCUUACUCUUGCUGUGGUUCUAAUGAAGAGAACUUUUUUAAAAGUCAAUAAAUUAUUCCUGAUUGAUCGUUGAUUGAUCGUUAUUCCUGAUUGAUCGUUGUCCUUUCACUCACGUUAAAAGCCUAGAUUUUUCCACCAACGUAUAGUCUACAGGGGUUGAUAUUACUAAUUUUAGUUUCUAAUUUUCAUAUAAAUAUGGCAAAUAUCGUUCAAUACAAAAAAUUUUCUGCAGACUUGUCAGAUGAAAACUGACCUUUUAACAGUUUUGUACUCGUUUGGUUCUUUAAAAUGGAGGACUUAGACAUUUUAGUAUCAUAGGUUCUUAACAAUUGCUAUAUGCGAAUUGUUACUCUACUUGCACUAACCCUAAUAUUUACCUUCGAUAAAUCGACAUCAAUAAAUCGACAAGUCAGUUGAAUUUGAAAACGUUAUUGUAUUACUUUUAGGUUUUACUAAAAUACAAUGAUAACCUUUACUCUAGUGCAACAAAAUGCUAUAUUAUGUGGACUGUGAACUUAAAGUAUUUCUUUCGCUGCUUAGCAAACAUCUACAAACGAAACAGAAGUGUGUGUGAGAAGCUACAACAAUGACGCCAACGAUAAGGAUAUCAUAAAGGUCGAUUAUCUGGUAAUUGGAGGUACGUAAUAAAUUAUGUAAAGUAAAAUGAGGGAACAGUAACGACUUUCAUCUGUAGACAAUCAAGGUGCUCUCCUAACAAUUAUACAUAAUAGUGAUUAACUGUACAAUACAAAAAUGUAUAUGUUUCGAUCAAUUUCCAUUGUUUCAAAUCAUUCAGAUUAUACAUUACAAGGCCUCAAAACCAAAGAAAGUGAGAUUGAUAGCUAAGUUAAAAUCAGGCGCGUAGCUGAGGUUUGAGAAGGGGUGUUGGUACUGAUACUAAUAUUUCUUAACAGCGGGAAAUACUGCGGGCGCGAGCCCCUAGGGGUUUCUUCAGGCAAUUGCUGCCCCAGAAUAUUUCGAAAUCUCGAAUACUGGAAAUGCUAUUUUCAGGAUUCAGUAGUCUCCACAUGAAUAUUUUAAACGUGAUCAAGUCUAAGAUAACAGGUACUUUUCGUCAUGACAACAAUAUUUCGUUUGACUUGGAGCAUUCACACAUAGUGAUACAUACCGCUAUGUACACGAAACGUUUUACAAAAUUCGACGUGUGCUGCAAGGUAUCUCGGAGCAAAAGCUUAAGCCCCCCAGUUCCCCAGCUCCGCUCUGUUUGUACUUGAUAUACAAGAUAGCCAGUGAGGAAAGCCUAGCCGCACCCAUGGCACAUCUCCUAACCUUCUCUUUGUGCUGAUUGAACGCUCGCACCCGCACGAUGUCACGGGAAGAGUAGCCGCAAUCUUGAAAAGAAUGUACGGGUUAGAAAAAUCAUCAGGAUCACAUGCUUUCAAGGACGCAGCGCAUGAAUGAGCCGUAAUUAUCCUAGCUUGCACCUUCCUCUUCCAACGCUCAAAUCAAAUUACUAAGUCAGUUAGCUGCUGAGCAGUGAUUUGGCUUUCCUGAAUUACAGAUGGAACUAACCCGAGCAGCUUACUGACCCUUACUGGCUAUCAUGCAUAUCAAGUACGAUAUGCUUAUAGAUCUGGACGAAGUUAUCGAUUUAUUUUGAGGCCCAGUAUAUCCUAGUGACCUAGUAUUAUAUGUGGUGAAAAUAAUCCCGCCAUUGAGGUUAUUUCCUUAACAGGCGUUCCGUAUUUGACAAAUGGAGUCUCGAAAGACGAAAGGCUGGGAAUACGAUUUUAGGGGGACCUAGGUGAUGCGUGUUUAAUACAAAUUGACGUUUGACGCUGCUUUCAGUACAAAGACAGCGGAGCCGGGGAACGGGGGCGCUUAAGCUUUUGCUCCGAGAUACCUUGCAGCACACGUCGAGUUUUUUUAAAACAUUUUGUGUACUUAGCCGGUAUGUAUCACUAUGUAUGGAAAACAAACUUUGAGUGUUUUUAGUCCUCCAUCAUUGACCUGCAAAGGGGGUUCAAACCCCUCGAACCCCCCUCCUACGCGCCUGAAAAUUCAGCAAUAUACGACAUAUAUGGAAGAGCUCAUGUGCUUUAGGCUGUGGUCACAUUAUACCGCGGGGUAUCUUUUCAUGGCGCCACGAGAAGCUAUCCUGUAUAUUGUGUGAACACCUACAUGUAUCCAACAUGUGACUCAGGUCCACUUUAGAGAUCGGCGCGGCACAGCCAGACGCUCCGUCUCAGAAAUCACGCCGCCACAACCGUUUUUGCGUGUGAACAGAAGUCCUAACCGACAUGGUUUUCUUGGCGGCGCAAAAGCUAUCCGGUAUGGUGUGAACAUAGCCUUAACUUUUAUCCACUUCCCUGAUAACUGAAAAUUCCAGGCUGUUUCAUCUAUUGACGAAUUCGAAAUGAAUGAAUCUGAAAUGAUGCCAUCCAAUUCCAGCACUUGUAUGUUUGUCUUUUAGAUUUGGAUCCUUGUAUAGAUGUAACAUGUCAUUAUCACAGUCUGUGUAAGGCUUUUGGACAUAAUGAUGCACGCUGUGUGUGUUUGGACAGCUGUCCAACUUACAAAGAACCUGUAUGUUCAUCCAAUGGCACAACAUACGACAACAAAUGUCUGUUUGAACAGGAAGUUUGUCUCAAUCGACUAAACUUUACCGUACAACAUCCUGGCAGCUGUGAAGGUCAGCAGUUUUGUUCCCCUUUUGUGGUGGUCAACAUGCACCUUUUCACUGAAUCCUGUUAACCUUGAUUGCUGGACUGAUAGUAAAAUUUUUUUUUUCUUCAUUUCCGUUUACUUUCCCAUUCUUUUUGGGUAAAAGUUGUUGAGUCAACAAGGGAUUUAAGUUUGUUACUUUAAGCCUAUAACUUAUCUUUGCAACGCCUUUGUAGGAUUUCCUCUUCAGCGUGGUCGCCAUCACAUGGCCCAUAUUCCAUCUUUGGGUUAUUCUCACUGUCAAGUGAUUCGUUUCGAGCCUUUUGUGUUUUAUCCUGACAAAUCCAUUGAAGUGCAGAUAACUGUGAAUCAUAUGGAUACCACUGACAAAUCGUAUGUUCAUGACGCGGCGGUAUCGUGGAUUGAAAAUGUGAAUAACGGCGGAUUUACUGCCUGUGUAAUGGCAGCCGGAUAUAACGAACGAAGGUCGUAUGCUAACGUGACAGUUGAUUGGAUGGCGUAUCAAGGUGCUCCAGUGGGGGGCGUGACUGGUGAACUGCGCAUGUUUCAGUGGUGGACAGGAACGACUUGUGCAACUGUCAAAUUUCCCACUGUAAGUUGCCCUGAUCUAUUUCUGAAUUCUCUCUUUUUCAAAGCUUUUAUCAUUAUAAACAUCAUUCAGUUGAAUUUUUAAAAGUGAAACGUUUAAUUAAUUAGCAAUUAAUGAAUGAGGCUGAGAAAGAUAUGAAGAAUUAAGCAGGUCGAGGAGGGCGUUAUCCACCGAGCCCGAAAGCCGAGGUGGAUAACACCCUCCGAGAUCUGGUUAAUUCUUCAUAUCCUACGAAGCCGAAUUUAUCAAUUGCUUUAUUAUUUAUUCAAAAUAAUUCCUAGUUUAACUAAAAUAUGUUUACCAGCAUCGAUGUUAAGUUCAUCUUCGAUAGUGUACGUUUAGGUUUGUCCAGCUCCGCAAAUAUUCUCCAAAUAGCAGGUGUCGCAGUCCGAGUUGUCUUCUUGCUGUUUUUGCCAUGUUUUUAGCUAUUAUUUCGCGUAGUUAAAGUUGUGGCUUUGAAUCUUGAACCGGGUGAAAUGUCCGCCAUUUUAUUUUUUCACAACCAAAACAACUCAACUUCGUCCCCAGGUCUUCUCGGUAACGGUGCCUUAACCUGUAGCGGGCUGCAUUUUCGACGUCAUUUCCUCGUUAAACACAAAAUUCUUCCACAUUUGGUCAUCAGUAACUGGUUAUGGUGAAUUAUGCGUGCCCUUUUAACCAAUCAGAAUCGGGGAAAUAUUUUGAAUGAAUAAUAAUAGAUCUUUUCACAUCAUAUACAAGCUUUUGUCUUAUCGUCAAAUUACAGGUCAGGGUGCUUUAUAUUUGUGAUUUAGAAACCUAAACAAUAAAAUAAUAAAUGAAAUGAAAUAAAAUAUACAGUGAUCAUUCUUUCACUAAUUAACCACAUUUAGUUAUGUAAAUUCGAAGAAGUGAAUCAUAACGUUCAAACUGUCACUUUUAAUAACUUUCCUGAAUCUAUGAAGAUCACCAUUCUCUCUUCGAAUUGAUAAUAAAGUAGAUAACUAACUAAAUAAAUAGCAACAGAUGAUAACAACUUCAAAUUUGGAGUAUGCCAAGAAUUUUAUCAGAGUCACAAAUUUUCUGUGUUAUUUGCAGGGGAAAUUUUCAGUCAAACCUUCAGUCUUUGUGACGUCAAAGCAUAUGUUAGGUCCUGAUUUUGCACUGCGACGAUCACAUACCUAACUUCUACAUUGCUUUAGUAGUACAUUUCAAACAUACUCUCUUGACGUCUUAAUACGACGAUCACACCGAGAUAUUUUUGUUGUAAGUAUGGUGUAUGUUAUUUCAAAUGUCAAACAUGGAUCAUGCAUUGGGCUGCCACGGGCUUAAGCUACAGGUAAUUCUACAGAUACCUUGAAAAGAAGAGCCCAUCGUUGUUAUCAUUUUAGAAUAAGUUAUUAAAAUGCGCAAAUUACUUUUCAGCAUUCUCCACCAUCGCACUAGCCCCCCCGCAGACAUUCUUAGGCGUGCGUCACGCGUUCCUUCCUCACGAACGUUCGUGAGGAAGGAACGCGUGACGCACACCUAAGAAUGUCUGCGGGGGAGGCUACCAUCACACCUUAUGGCCAUUGUUUUUGUUUAUUAUAUCACCUAUGCAUGCCGGUCGAUUAACCAGAAAUAACGCGUUGUUGAUUUUAUUUUCAGAAUUGGCUCGCCUUUUCGGAUCUUCCCAGCCCUCCCUUUUCAGAACACAACUCGAUCUACUUUGCAAAUGAUAAAAAUCCCGACAGCAGACAUUAUAAUGCAUUUUGCAAGGUCAGUAUCAGCGUUUGCGUUUGAAUCCAAAUCUCAGUUAAAAAAUCUUUUUCAUGGUAGUUAUCCAAGUUUAAUUACAGACCUUUAAUGUCAAGGUGUUAAACCUGUAACAGUCUUAGCAAUAUACAUCAUACUGACGAUACCAUAGGUCACACAUUCGCUACUUCUAUACCUCAGUCACCCCUACGAUGCGUUCAUUUGUCGGUAUAAACAGUUUUGAGAAUUAAAUGUAAGUAUUCCGUGAAAGGAGACUGAUAGAGCAAAAGCAUAAAACCCACUUUGAAUGGCAAUGUCAAGUUGUCAAAGGUUUAAAGCUUAGUUGCAGCCUCUUUUACAAAAGGCUUCUUGUGUCGAGUUGAGUGAACUAUCCUCCAAAUAAUGUUGGCUUCAAAAUCUCUUUCGUCUUACUGUACUUUUUUCACAGAUUUGAGCUUCGCAGUUUGGAAUUGUAAUAUAUAUAGCGUCAGCUCGGUUUAUUCUGAACGAUGCUAACGUUGAUAUGAUUGGUAUGCUUUUCCCAAGAAUUUAAAUGCAAAGCUAGUUUAGAAACAGUCAUUCACGAUUAUCUUAAAAUCGCCAGGAAAAGAAACAACCCCCUUUUUUCCAAGGUGGAGCAAAGACUAAUCAAUUAAAAACCCGAUAUUCUCAAAUGUUACUCUAUUUCCUUCUUACCCCUAUAUAGUUGAGGACACUUUAAAACAGUAUUUAUGAACAGUUUAGCAAGGUCCAGCAAUCCAGACUCUUACCAAAGGAUUCUGUCAAUACAAAUAAGCUUUUUGAUUUUCAAGAAGGCGAUAUCCUGGUUAUACUGCCCCUUCAACAGAGUUAAAAUAUUUCUUUAUCUUUCAUAGGAGGCGAUCUUUGCCGAAACUUAUAACACAACGCCACACGUCUUCGUUUCUGCUUCUCAUUCAACAAAAGGAGGGAAUCAAAGUCCAGUUCAUAACAGCAUAGCUGCCUGGGUGGAGGUUGGUAACUAGUGAUGUUAGGAUAUCAAAUUUCAUGUUAAAUUAAGAGUACUAUUGUAGGACCCAAUUAACUCCUUUUUCGCGGACGAAUCUCAUUUUGUGCGGAAAAAUACACUUGAACGCCGAUGAAUUCAUCUCCUUUUGCUUUAUCCCAUGAAUAAAAUUCGGUGGAAUUUUAUUGAGAUAUGGCCUUGCAGGUACUAUUUUUUAAUAGGUGGUUUAAUCCUUUUGACAGGUUUUCUAAAUAUUUUUAGGGCGAUGAAUGCCUUGCCUUUUGAUUGGCUGAUUAAAAAAUAAUCAUUGGUUGAUUCAUGUUGUCAAAGGAAUAACUCCCCUGUGAACCACUAAGUCGUAAAGCCGUUAUGCAAGUUCUUUUUCCUGCCGAUUUCAUUGUCAAACAAUUUGUCCAGUUCGGGUUCACUGACUUUUGUUGCGUAAAUUCUGCUUAAUCAGUUCGAAGGCAAGCUGGCUCUUCCUAGCACCUAGUAACCAAUAUCUUUACCUCAGGCCACUUCUUCUCUUCCAAAAUUCAGUUAUUUUGCUUCGUUCGACCACUGAUUUAUUUUCCCUCCACCACCACUAAAAACAGAACCUUAUUUCUAUUGUUUUCCUCUACCACCACCACUACAACAUCUCUAUUGUUUUCCCACCACUACCACCACCACACCAGUUCUAUUGCUUUGCCACCACUAUCAACACCACCAAAUUUCUAUCGUUUUCUCUACACCACAACCACCACCAAAUGUGGCAGUGGUGGUGAUUGAGGGGAAAACAUGCAUGACUGCCAUUACUUAUGAAGCGCCUUUUCUUUCAAUUCAGUAUUAAAAGUAUUAUUCUCUCUUGCAAUCACUUAUUUCAAUAACAGUGAAAUGAUUUCAAUUGAUUUUUUUUUCGUUUCGUGCACUGUAUGUUUUCUGAACUACCGUCCUUCACAAAGUCAGAUGAAUUCCUCACCCCUUUAAGAGCUGUAUUUAGGCCAGUUUCAAACAUCGAACUUCACGCCGAUGUUCCAAAUGUAAUGCCAAUGGAGGAAAUCUGUUGUUGCCGCUCUUCUUAACUAAAUUCAGCACAUGUGAAUUUAAAAGCUUCAGUAAAACGGGCCUAAUGCACAUUUUGUACUAAUGCGUAGUGUAUUAAUACUUACAGUUCAUUAGCAGGAAAGGCUUUCGCGUUUGUGUCAAAGAACUGUAUGAGGCAAAAUACGAUCCACUCUUCAUAUCCUACACAGUUUUAUCAGGUAAGAGCUUUAAUGCAAAAAAGAGAAGAUUGUUACAGCAGUGCACACUUUAAAUGUCCCUAGUUUUGACUCAAUGUUGCGUUUAGAUAUCUGUCCAUAUGGAUGGGAUUACUUCAGUGGAUACUGCUAUUUAACAAGCUCUGUAUACGCCCCUUGGGUGACUGCUGUGUCCAACUGUUCCGCCAUGAGCUCACAUCUGGUAACAGUGCACAACCAAGAGGAAAAUGUGUACAUACAGCACCGUCAUAAUGGCGAGCGAUCAUGGAUUGGCCUAAAUGACCGAAGCGUCGAGGGAUCGUUUGAGUGGACAAACAAGGAAAUAAGUAGCUUUCAUUUCUGGGCUCCGCAACAACCAAACAACUUGAAAAACGAAGACUGUGUCCACACCCUUGGUGCAGAAGAUGGCUACACUUGGAACGAUGUGUCAUGUGAUAAAUGCUAUAAUUAUACUUGCGCUAAAGGUAACUUUUUGACUUGUGGCAGGGACAUAAUAAUAUUAUAAACAGAGGGGAACGGAAGUUUUUGUGAUAGGUAGGGCCUAGAGAUAUAGUAUACAGUGGCAAUAUGGGACUGCGAACGCCCUUUCUAUAGGGGGUUUCGGGCGCAUGCUCCCGCGGAAAAAUUUUUGAGAUUGAAGUUCUCUGAGAUGCAAUCUAGUCCAUUCUGGACGCUUAAAUUUAGCAAAUGCCUCGAUUCCAUAUUGAAUAUGUAAUGCUGAAAUAUUUAAUAAACCAUAAAAAGGGUGGGGAAGAGGGGGGGGGGGGGGGGGGGCUUGUUCCACCCCUAAAUCUGCCCGUCAUAAAUACAAACCAGUGUCUCGAUCACCAUCUGAAAUAUCGAGAUUUGUAAAUAACUUCUGCUGUGUUGAGUGUUUAUGAUUAUUUUGUCGCCGUGUUGGUGAUCAGAAUUUUUAUAAAGGCUGUAAUUUUAAGUAGCCCUCUUAACUUGCAGGCAGUGGUUUAUAAGUAAACAUAACUCCUGUAUUUAACUCUACUGUAUCAUUUGUUGCAUAAAAAUUUUCUCAUCUGUAUGCUAAGCACUGAAUGCUACCAAGUAAGAUCAUCUUCGUUGCCUUUUGUUAUCUACUUCAGAAAUCGACGAGUGUACCAGCAGUCAUCACAGGUGUGAUGCAAGCGCUGCUUGUCAAAAUACCGUAGGCUCAUACAUUUGCACUUGCAAAGCUGGAUUCUAUGGAAAUGGAAAAAAGUGCUUUGGUAACUAUCACAACUCUUUUUCAUUUUUUCUCGACCUUUGCAUUCCGGUUGCCUGUUGGGUUAACAUAUUUAACCUUUAACCUUUUUUUUCCCAAUAUGUAAAAUUAAUUAGGCACAUAAAAUAUCUGUUAAUGGCACAUUUAGUGUCCUGUCGGCUCCUUCUGGGCUCAGUUUUGACAUUUAUUGUAUGCAUAUUUUUUGUUCAACUUGUCCAUCAGUUGCUUAAACUUACCGUACAUUGCCAUACGUCGAAACAAAGUAAUAAAAAAUCACCAACAUAAUUUACUUAGUCUGGAUUUACUGACUAUUCAGAUUAUUAUUUGUUGUCCCCGUCAUUAGAUAUAGAUGAAUGCAGAAACAAAACUCGCACCUGUGAUGUGAANCCCCCCCCCCCCCCCAGAAAAGGAUAGAAGUGUUCUCGAUACAUAUAUCCAGGUUACCUUGUUCACGAGGUUUUCCGUCGGCACGUUUUCAAAGUGUACUCGUAAUUGAAAAAAUACAAUGCGAAAAUAAUUAAUUAUCAUUACUUGUAAGUACUCUAUCAAUUUUUCUAGUCGAUGGCCCUUUAAAUGAGUGCCGACCACAGUUUGUAAUUCCCAAGAUAUUGUUGCGCAUGUUUUCACAUAAGGUAAAAACUGCUUCAAACCUGCAGGCUAUUCAUUUCAUAUGAAUAAUUAUUUAACAGGAACAUCUACGCCAUUUAGAAAAUUCUUCAUUAAUAAAGUACAUGAGUAAAAUGAAUUGAAUACUUAAAAAAAUGGAAAAUUAAUUGAUAUUGUCUACAAUUUAUGUUGUUUAGUACGAAAAGCUGGUCCAAUUUACGAAUAUUUUACCUAAAUAUAGACAGUUAAGCCAAAUUUGGUAGGUACUUAGCACCAUUAUUCUGGACCUGAAUUUCUUACAUACCUCUAGUUUGUUAUACUAGUACAGUGUCAUGCUUGCAAUACAGUGUAUAAAAAAACAAGUAUUAUUGUUGACUUAAUAAACUGUAAAGUGGCCAUAUCCUGCCAAAUGUGGAAUUAUAUGCAGUGUUAAUGUUACAUCUUCCAGCUUAUAAGAACUGUGCUGAACUGUACAAAGCUGGAAAACGAACAAGUGGAGUUUACAAGAUCGACCCAGACGGUGCUGGUGCCUUUGACGUGUACUGUGACCAAACAACAGCCGGUGGGGGGUGGACAGUGUUCCAAAAGAGACUGGAUGGCUCGGUUAAUUUCUACCGCGGCUGGAACGACUACAAAAAAGGGUUCGGAAAUCUGAAUGGCGAGUUUUGGCUCGGACUGGACAAAAUUCACCGCCUGACAAAAACUAAAAACAAACUUCGAGUGGAUCUGGAGGAUUUCAACAGAAACACGGCUUAUGCCGAGUACAGCUACUUUGCUAUAACAGACGAGAGAAGCAAAUACAAGCUGAGUCUUGGAACUUACUCCGGUAAUUGUGUUACUUACUUAAUUAAACAUGAACUGCGAGCAGUCUCUCUUUUUCUUCCGGUUUGGUAAGGGGAGUGCAGGCGCGCGCGAGCGGCGAAGCCGCGAGACGCGCGAAACGAGGGUGGCAGCCGCGCCAGCAGUCACGCGCGUGGCCAUUUGAGUGUCUCGCGUUUUGUUCGACGGACUACAGAAAUAAGAGAGACUGCUCGUAGUCUAAAUUAAUAAUGGAGUUCGGGGGAAGAACUUUUAAGGCCCAAGUUAUAUUAAUGCCAAUGAUUUUGACGUUUAAGAAAUAAAGACUCACCACAGAGAUACAGCUAGUUACAGAUACAGUGAAGUAUGUAAUAAUCACACAGCCAUCAUAAAAUAAGAGUGAAGCAAAGUAAUAUCAUAUGGAGCGAUAGAGUGAUUUUACUUCGACCAUGAAACGGAUUCAAUGUUUAUGUUUCCUGCUGUCUUUAGAUCUUAACCAUUGUAUUGAAAAUCACAGUUAUGUGGAGAAAAAUUUAAGGAAUAUCUUUUCUUCCAAUUUCAUUUUCCAGGAAAUGCUGGUGACUCGAUAAGUUAUCACAACAGCUCCCCUUUCUCCACUAAAGAUCGAGACAAUGACAUCUGGUCUCGUAACUGUGCUGCAUAUUACAAGGGGGCUUGGUGGUACCGGGAAUGUCAUUAUUCCAACCUGAACGGCCUCUAUCAUCGCGGUAGCCACUCUUCACAUGCUGAUGGUGUGAACUGGUAUCACUGGAAGAGAAGUUACUAUUCCGCUAAACGAGCUGAAAUGAAACUCAAACCAGUCAACUUCUAA